Messenger RNA from Penicillium olsonii, 1614 nucleotides. Lineage: Eukaryota; Fungi; Ascomycota; Eurotiomycetes; Eurotiales; Aspergillaceae. The record is from the annotation of a GenBank genome assembly.
AUGACAGAGCCAUGUUCCACCGGCAUUGGAGGUGACAUGUUCUGUCUAUUCUACAACGCCAAGACGAAGAAGGUACAUGCGCUCAAUGGUUCUGGCCGGUAUCCCGGCAGUGCCAGUCUGGAGAAGAUCCGCAAGGACCUGGGCCUGGCCCCUGGCGCACCAGGUAAGAUGCCUAUGAUGAAUGCUCUGUCUGCCACAACGCCCGGAGCCGCUGCCGGGUGGGUAGACACGGUAGAAAAGUUCGGUAGCGGGAAACUGUCGCUGGAGCAGAUCUUGCAGCCUGCGAUCGAGCUCGGCGAGCAAGGUUUCCCCGUGUCGGAGCUUUCAUCCCAUGGAUGGCACAAAGCUGAGAAAGAUAUCCGUAAUGCAUCUCCCAACUUCCGUGAAAUGCUUAAGGUCGAUCCUACAGCCACGGAUGGCGUGCGACCUCCGUGUCCCGGUGAAAUCAUGAAGAACCCCACACUAGCCAAGACCUUCCGUGCACUGGCUGCAGAGGGGAAGAAGGGGUUCUACCAGGGCCGCAUUGCCGAGGCAAUCGUCAAAGUCAUCCAGGAUCAGGGUGGCUACAUGACACCUGAAGAUCUUGCGUAUCACGCUGAGAUUGGAACCCAGGAGGUCGAUGCGAUCUCGCUCAAGUUCACCGGGCAGGACAUCGUGUCCAAGGCCACUCCAGGUACAGACGGGGAUGCCAACCAAGGCGUCGAGAUCUGGGAACACCCACCGAAUGGACAGGGCAUUGUGGCACUGAUGGCUCUCGGCAUUAUGGAAGAACUUGAGAAGUCCAACAAGAUUCCCAAGUUCACCCAAGCCCAACAUAACUCUGCAGAAUACCUGCACGCCGUCAUUGAAAGUCUGCGCAUCGCUUUCGCCGACGCAGCAUGGUGGGUCACAGACCCGGAUGUCGAGAGCGUACCAUCGCAAGGUCUACUAGACCCCAAGUAUCUCGCUGAGCGGGCGAAACUCUUCAUCCCGGAUCGCGCAGCAGAUAUCAUGGAUCAUGGCAGUCCCGCGCACAACCACUGCGACACGGUAUACUUCGCAGUAACGGAUAGUGAAGGUAACGGCAUCUCUUUCAUCAACAGCAACUAUGACGGGUUUGGAACCGCCAUCAUCCCCGCCGGCUGUGGCUUCACGCUGCAGAAUCGUGGAGCCAACUUCUCUCUGCAAGAAGGUCACCCCAACGCUCUGGCACCACACAAGCGGCCCUAUCACACCAUCAUCCCUGCUUUGAUCACCAAUAUCUCGGAUGGCUCAUUGCACUCCGUGUACGGUGUCAUGGGUGGCUUCAUGCAGCCGCAGGGCCAUGUGCAGGUCAUGCUCAACAUGCUGGCCUUUGGCUACCACCCACAAGCAGCGCUUGACUCGCCACGCUUCUGUCUCGCCGCACCGACAGAUGAGAGUACAGAUCGGACAGUUUGGGUCGAAGAAGGUAUCAGUGAUGCUGCUAUUGAAGGACUCCGUCGUCUUGGUCACAAGGUGGAGGUUUUGACCAAUUGGAAGCGAGCAAUGUUUGGUCGUGGGCAGAUUAUCCGCGCGUACCAUGAUGAAGGUCAACUCGUCUAUGCUGCUGGCAGUGAUCUGCGGGGCGAUGGAAUGGCCUUCCCGUCAUUAUAG